UCGGAGCGGGACCGGCGCGGGCUCGGCCCGGGCGCGGAGGCGUGAGGCGAGGCCAGCCAGCCCCCCAUGGAGCAACAGGCGCCGCGGAGGCUGGGCCGGGGGCCGCGCCGAGGCAGCGCCGGGGACGACCGAGAGGCCCCGCCGCCGCCGCCGCCGCUCCUGGGCCGGAUUUCGUUGUUUGGGCCCAAAAACUUUGCAGGAAAGAGCGCAGAGGUCCCCAUGCUGAGUAAAGCUGAGUUUGUUGAGAAGGUUCGCCAGAGCAACCAGGCCUGCCAGGACGGCGACUUCCACAAGGCCGUGGCCCUUUACAGUGAGACUCUGGGGGUCGACCCUCAGAACUGCAUCUUGUACAGCAAUCGCUCCGCCGCGUACAUGAAGACUCAGCAGUAUGACCGAGCGCUGGAGGAUGCCAUCAAAGCCCGGCUUCUGAAUCCCAAAUGGCCCAAGGCCUACUUCCGACAGGGUGUUGCCCUCCAGUACCUGGGGCGCCAUGCCGAUGCCCUGGCAGCAUUUGCCUCUGGGCUGGCACAAGAUCCCAAGAGUCUGCAACUCCUCGUGGGGAUGGUGGAAGCCGCCAUGAAGUCUCCGAUGCGAGAGUCCCUCGAGCCGACAUACCAGCAGUUGCAAAAGAUGAAACUGGACAAGAGCCCCUUCGUGGUGGUCUCUGUAGUGGGCCAGGAGCUCCUGACAGCCGGCCAUCACGGGGCCUCCGUGGUAGUCCUGGAAGCUGCCCUGAAGAUAGGCACCUGCAGCCUGAAGCUGAGGGGGUCGGUCUUCUCUGCUCUGAGCAGCGCCUAUUGGUCCCUCGGCAACAGCGAGAAGAGUACCGGCUACAUGCAGCAGGACUUGGAUGUGGCCAAGACUUUAGGUGACCAGAUGGGUGAAUGCCGAGCACAUGGGAAUUUGGGCUCCGCGUUCUUCUCCAAAGGAAAUUAUCGGGAGGCCUUGACCAACCAUCGGCACCAGCUGAUGCUGGCUAUGAAACUGAAGGACAGAGAGGCAGCCUCCUCAGCCCUCAGCAGCCUGGGCCACGUCUACACAGCCAUUGGCGACUACCCCAAUGCUCUGGCCAGCCACAAGCAGUGCGUCCUCCUGUCCAAGCAAGGCAAGGAUGAGCUCUCAGAGGCACGCGAGCUGGGCAACAUGGGCGCAGUGUACAUUGCCAUGGGCGACUUUGAGAAUGCCGUGCGCUCCCAUGAACAGCACCUGAAGAUCGCCAAGGAGCUGAGCGACAAGCGGGAGGAGGCCCGUGCCUACAGCAACCUGGGCAGCGCUUACCACUACCGGCGCAACUUCGACAAGGCCAUGUCUUACCACAACCACGUCCUGGCACUGGCCCAGGAGCUGGGGGAGAAGCCCAUCGAGAUGCGUGCCUACGCCGGCCUGGGCCACGCCGCUCGCUGCCUGCAGGACUUGGAGAGGGCCAAGCAGUACCACGAGCAGCAGCUGAGCAUUGCGGAGAGCCUGCAGGAUCGAGCUGCCGAGGGCCGGGCCUCCUCCAACCUUGGAAUCAUCCACCAGAUGAAGGGGGAGUACGAGAUGGCCCUGCAGCUGCACAAGGGACACCUGUCCAUAGCCCAGGAGCUGAACGAUUAUGCUGCACAGGGGCGUGCCUACGGCAACAUGGGCAACGCCUACCACGCCCUGGGCCUCUUUGACCAGGCCGUCAAGUACCACCGGCAGGAGCUGCAGAUCUCCAUGGAAGUGAACGACAGGGCCUCGCAGGCCUCGACCCACGGCAACCUGGCUGUGGCCUACCAGGCUCUCGGCGCGCACGACCGGGCCCUCCAGCAUUAUCAGAACCACCUCAACAUCGCCCGCGAGCUGCGGGACAUUCAGAGCGAGGCUCGGGCCCUGGGCAACCUGGGCAACUUCCACUGCUCCCGGGGGGAGUUUGCCCAGGCGGCCCCCUACUACGAGCAGUACCUGCAGCUCUCCCCGGAGUUGCAGGACAUGGAGGGCGAGGGCAAGGUGUGCCACAACUUGGGCUAUGCCCACUACUGCCUGGGCAACUACGAGGAGGCGGUGAAGUAUUACGAGCAGGACCUGGCCCUGGCCACGGACUUGCGUGACAAGCUGAGCCAGGCCAAGGCCUACUGCAACCUGGGCUUGGCCUUCAAGGCCCUGGCCAACUUCGGCAAGGCCGAGGAGUGCCAGAAGUACCUUCUGUCCCUUGCCCAGUCUCUCAGCUACCCCCAAGCCAAGUUCCGGGCCCUGGGCAACCUAGGCGACAUCUUCGUCUGCAAGAAGGACCUCGGCGGCGCCAUCAAGUUCUACGAGCAGCAGCUCAGCUUGGCCCACCAGGCCACAGACCGGAAGCUGGAGGCGAGCGCGUACGCGGCCCUGGGCGCCGCCUGCCGUCUGGUGCAGAAGUACGACAAGGCUGUGGGCUACCACACACAGGAGCUGGAGGUGUACCAGGAGCUGGGCGAGGUGCUGGGGGAGUGCCAAGCCCACGGGCACCUGGCCGCCGUCUACAUGUCCCUGGGCAAGUACACCAUGGCCUUCAAGUGCUACGCGGAGCAGCUGGAGCUGGCCCAGAAGCUGAAGGACCCCGGCAUCGAGGCCCAAGUCUACGGCAACAUGGGCAUCACCAAGAUGAACAUGAACGCCAUGGAGGAGGCCCUGGGCCACUUCGAGCAGCAGCUGGCCAUGCUGCAGCAGCUGAGCGGGAGCGAGGCCGUGCUGGACAGGGGCCGUGCCUUCGGGCACCUGGGAGACUGCUAUGAGGCGCUGGGCGACUUCGAGGAAGCCAUCAAGUAUUACGAGCAGUACCUGUCCGUGGCACAGAGCCUGAACCGCAUGCAGGACCAGGUGAAGGCUUACCGGGGCCUGGGCAAUGGGCACAGGGCAAUGGGGAGUUUGCAGCAGGCCUUGGUCUGCCUUGAGAAGAGGCUGGUAGUGGCCCAUGAGCUCGGGGAGGCUUUUGACAAAGCACAGGCCUAUGGGGAGCUGGGGACCCUCCACAGCCAGCUGGGCAACUGGGAGCAGGCCAUCUCGUGCCUGGAGCGCCAGCUCGGCAUCGCUCGGGAGACGAAGGACCAGGCACUGGAAGGGAGCGCAGCCUGUGGCCUGGGCAGCGUCUACCAGCAGAUGGGCGAGUACGACACGGCCCUCCAGUACCACCAGCUGGACCUCCAGAUUGCAGAAGAGACCAGCAAUCCAGCCUGCCAAGGGAGGGCCUAUGGCAACCUGGGCCUGACGUACGAGGCCCUGGGCACCUUCGAGAGAGCCGUGGUGUACCAGGAGCAGCACCUGAGCAUCGCAGCCCAGAUGAAUGACCUGGCGGCCAAAACGGCUUCCUACAGCAGCCUGGGCAGGACGCAUCACGCCUUGCAGAAUUACUCACAGGCCGUCAUGUACCUGCAGGAAGGGUUGCGGCUAGCGGAGCAGUUGGGGCGCAGGGAAGACGAAGCCAGGAUCCGACACGGCCUUGGCCUCUCCCUGUGGGCCAGCGGGAACCCGGAAGAGGCUCAGCAUCAGCUCUACCGGGCCUCAGCGCUCUUUGAGACCAUCCGGCACGAAGUCCAGCUGAGCACCGACUACAAGCUCUCGCUAUUCGACCUGCAGACCUCCUCCUACCAGGCUCUGCAGCGGGUGCUGGUCACCUUGGGGCAUCACGACGAGGCCCUGGCAGUGGCUGAAAGAGGGCGCACCAGAGCAUUCGCUGACCUGCUAGUGGAGCGCCAGAUGGGGCCACAGGAAGCAGACCCCUACUCCCCUGUGACCGUGGAUCAGGUCCUGGAGACAGUGAACAGCCAGCGGGGGCUGGUGCUGUAUUACUCCUUGGCUGCAGGAUUCCUCUACAGCUGGCUGCUGGCCCCAGGGGCAGGCAUCCUGAAGUUCCACGAGUGCUGCCUGAGUGACAGCCCCGCGGAAGAUUCCGGAGACUUCUCCGAGGGCAGCGGGAGCCUCCAGGCCCUGGCCAGCUCCGCUCUCGAGCAGCUCAGCUCCAGUGUGCGAGAGGCACUUGGGGUCGAGUCCUACUACACGCGAGCUUGCGCCAGCAGCGAGACUGAGAGUGAGGCAGGCGACAUCGUGGAUCAGCAGUUCGAGGAGAUGAACAGCCAGCUGAACUCGGUGACAGACCCCACCGGCUUCCUGAGGAUGGUUAGCAGGAACAAUCUGUUCAACAGGAGCUGCCAGAGCUCGAGUAGCCUCUUCGGCGGUCCGGCGUCCCCAGCCAAGGAGGCCGCUUCCUCGUUGCCCCGGCGGCCCGGCUCGCUCAGCGCAUCCCCACUGCGUGCCCUCUAUGACCUGCUGGUCGGGCCCAUGGAAGGGGGCCUGAUGCACUCCAGUGGUCCGGUGGGCCGCCACCGGCAGCUCGUCCUAGUUCUGGAGGGGGAGCUCUACCUCAUCCCCUUUGCCCUCCUCAAGGGCAGCUCCUCCAACGAGUACCUGUACGAGCGCUUCAGCCUCAUCGCCGUGCCCUCCCUCCAGGCCCUGAGCCCCAGGUCCAAGGGCCAAUCCAAGAAGACCUCUUCAGUCUACAGCAGCUCUCCUUCCACGGCUGCUGUCAUUGGCAACCCCAAGCUGCCCUCUCCUGUCAUGGACCGGUGGCUGUGGGGGCCCAUGCCCUCCGCCGAGGAGGAGGCCUAUGCAGUGUCCGAGCUGCUGGGCUGCCAGCCGCUAGUGGGCAGUCUGGCCACCAAGGACCGGGUGAUGAGUGCCCUGGCACAGGCCGAAUGCGUGCAUUUUGCGACCCACGUCUCCUGGAAGCUGGCCGCCCUAGUCCUAGCCCCCAGUGCGGAGAGCAUCGCUGCCGGGAGCAAGGGCUGCUUUGGGAACUCCUACACCAUCCCUGAGUCCCUGCGCAUGCAGGAUGACGCCAGCGACGUGGAGAGCCUCUCGGACUGCCCGCCGCUGCAGGAGUUCCUGCUCACCGCUGCUGAUGUUCUGGACCUGCGCCUGCCUGUCAAGCUGGUGGUCUUGGGCUCCUACCAAGAGUCCAACAGCAAGGUCACGGCUGACGGGGUGAUCGGGCUGACACGAGCUUUCCUGGCGGCUGGGGUGCAUUGUGUCCUGGUAUCCCUGUGGCCGGUCCCGGUGGCUGCUUCCAAGAUGUUCGUGCACACUUUCUACUCAGCCCUGCUGAACGGGCUAAAAGCCAGCGCUGCCCUUGGCGAGGCCAUGAAGUUGGUGCAGGCCAACCAGCAGUUCUCCCACCCUUCCAAUUGGGCAGGCUUCAUGCUGGUUGGGAGUGACGUGAAGCUCAACAGCCCUUCUUCUCUGAUUGGACAGGCCUUGACGGAGAUCCUCCAGCACCCAGAACGGGCACGCGACGCCCUUCGGGUGCUACUGCACCUGGUGGAGAAAUCCCUGCAGCGCAUCCACAGCGGGCAGCACAAUUCCAUGUACACCUCUCAGCAGAGUGUGGAAAAAAAAGUAGGCGGCAUCCCAGGCUGGCAGGCUUUGUUGACCGCGGUUGGCUUCCGUCUGGACCCCGCAGCCAGUGGACUCCCAGCAGCUGUCUUCUUCCCCACGGCAGAUCCAGGCGACCGGCUGCAGCGGUGCAGCACCACCCUGCAGGCUUUACUUGGUUUGCCGAAUGCGGCCUUGCAGGCGCUUUGCAAGCUCACGGCUGCCUCCGAAACUGGGGAGCAGCUCAUCAGCCGGCUCCACCAGGUGUUGGUGCAACUUCAGAUGGGAGAAAAGGAGCCGGACUUCUCCUUGGCACCGAUCCAGGUCUCCAUUAGUGUCCAGCUUUGGCGGCUGCCCGGCUGUCAUGAGUUCCUGGCAGCAUUAGGAUUUGACUUGUGUGAAGUCGGGCAGGAGGAGGUGAUCUUGAAGACAGGCAAGCAGGCCAGCCGCAGAACCACGCACUUUGCUGUCCAGGCUCUGCUGGCCCUUUUUGACUCCACAGAGCUACCCAAACGCCUGAGCUUAGACAGUUCCUCAUCCCUGGAGUCCUUGGCCUCAGCUCAGUCUGUCUCCAACCCGGGACCUCUCAGCUAUCAGAACCCGCCGUUUUCCCCCACAGGCCCGGACAGCUUCGCAUCAGAUGCCAUCUCUGUGUACAGCCUGAGCUCCAUUGCUUCCUCCGUCAGCUUUGCCUCCAAGCCAGAGUGUGCGCUGGAUGUGGGGGGUGCCCGGGGGCGCCCAGAUUACGAGAGGACCAGGAACAUCUAUCCCCAGAGGGCGCUGGUGCCACGUGGCCCUUUCUCACCACAGAACAGUGCUGCCUUUGGCAAAGAUGGGGAUGAGUAUGAAGGAUUUUCCAUCAUCAGCAGUGACCCACUGGCACCCUACCCAGAGACAAGGCAGCCACCGUUUUCCCCCGACCACAAACCCUCCCAGGUUCAUAAGGCCGGAGGGAUCAAGGUCUCAGUCAGCUCCAAGGGGAGUGUCAGUUCCCCAAACUCCCCCAUUAAAAUGACUCUCAUUCCCAGCCCAAACUCCCCAUUCCAAAAAGUUGGGAAGCUUACAGGUUCGGAUACCGGCGACUCAGACCAGUCCAGUACUGAAACAGACAGCACUGUCAAAUCCCAGGAGGAGAACAACCCAAAGCUCGACCCUCAGGAACUGGCCCAGAAGAUCCUAGAAGAGACUCAGAGCCACCUCCGGGCCGUGGAACACCUCCAGCGCAGCGCCAGCCAACUCAGCAAGAGCAACAGCUUGGACAAUGGGUCCUCUCCACUCACGGGAGCGUCUUCCUUCAGGUCAUCGGAGACCAGCGCCUUCAGCAGGCCCCUGUGGUCCAGCCACAAGGGCCAGCCUUCCCCCACCUCCAUGAAGCCAAAGCCACCGACCAGGAGCUCCUCCCUGCAGAAGGUGAGCUCUGGCUACAGCAGCCCAACGGCCUCGGAGGCAUCCACCAAGGACGGCGCAGGGCAGCACAGCAACCAGCCGUCCCCCAGCUCCGACUCUCACGGGGGGUCGCUCUUCAGACUCAAGUACCCGAGCUCGCCCUACAGCACUCACAUUUCCAAAUCGCCCCGGAACAUCUCCCCAAGCUCAGGGCAUCACUCCCCACUCGGCAGCACCCCCUCCCCCGCACUCUCCUACUCCUCCGCAAGCUCGGCCCGCUCCAGCCCCGCGGAUGCCCCUGCCCUGGACAAACUCAAGAUGGCCACCAUUGACGAGAAAGUGCAAGCCAUCCACAACCUGAAGAUGUUCUGGCAAAACAGCCCCCCUUGCUCCACAGGCCCCGUCAAGGGGUUGCGGGGUUCCUCGGGGAGAGCCAGUGCCAGGCGAGAUGUCCUCAGUUUAUUGAACUUGUCUCCACGGCACAGUAAGGAGGACGCCACAGACAAGCUUGAGCUGAAGGACUUGUCUGCUCCUCAGCCCCUGACCUCAUUGCAGAAGAGCCCCCCAAAUGGACACAGGCGGCCUGACCCCACGCAGCCCUCCUUCCCAGCCAGCACAUUGCCUGGUUCUGGGCACUCGUUGCGAUUGCCGUCGGGAAAUGGGUACAAAUUCCUGUCGCCAGGACGGUUCUUUCCUUCUUCCAAAUGCUGAAGUCCUUUUGAUCCCCUGAAGUUUCUGGGCUUUUUUAUGCCCACGUGAUUGAAUGAUGCGGGACAUUGGAAAGCAAACCAAGGAACUGGAGCCUCGCUUAUGGGGGUGGUGGUGCCCUGGGCCCGCCCAACAUUGUGCAAGACCCAUUGGUUCUCGCCGGCUUUGCAAGCUUGAAGCUUGUCUUUCUGCUGCCCCCUCCUUGGACGUGGUUUUUACAGUGGUGUUGCGUGGGUGGGGGGGGUUGUCUACCAGGGAAAUGCACACCCUUUUCUGUGAUGAGAGGUACAAGCCAUGUUAUUGAUGCUUCCAGGAAGGGGUGGGGAUGGGGCAGUGCUGCACUGGCUAGGAGGUACUUGCUCGGAUUGCCUGAAAUUGGGGGAGGGAACUGGCCCCCUCUCAGGGAAAGCCCUCGGCCGUGGUUUUUUGUGAUGCCGGGUUCCAGCUUACAGAGCUUGUCUGGCAGGGACAGACAGGAAGGAUUCCCUCGUGGCUGCAGAGGAAAUAACAGAAGAGGGUCUUCCUGUCUGCAGAUGGCUGAGCCAGGAAGAAGCCCCUCCAGGGGAUAGAGCAGCAAAGCAGGGUCACGUGCCUGGCCCUGCCUGGUGCCCGUCUACGGUUGAAAGAGGGGGAGAGGAGGGCCGGGCUGAGGUCUCGGUGAUUGCCCUGGGCACCACCUGUCCAGGGGCCCGUCGUUCUGCCAGGAAAGCCUCUUGCAGCAGCUUCGCUAUGCAGAUUUCUAUCAGAGCUGGAGCCUGCCCUUUCUCCUCUCCAAGCCAUCCCUGGUCACUCAGCAAAGGUUAUCAUCCGGUGUGCCCUGCAGGUGGGGGAUACUUAGCAGCCUGCAGCCCCUCCUCUGGCCCUUGGCUCGGCUCCUUGUCGUUUGACUCGCCCCACCCCAUGCCUUCUGUCCGCACCUUGGCUGCAGGGCCAGCCAUGUCCUCGUCUCUCAUCCCAGACCGGUGCUGGCCUCCUUGCUGCCUCAUCCCUGCAUCCCAUCCCAGCGACCGGGCCACCGCUUGUGCUGCAGGCAGACGGCAGAGAGUGCCUCUGCGAUUCGCUGCCUGAGGUCCAUGACUCGCCGUAUGUCUAGCAAGGCAUGAGAAUGCAGUCUUGGGGCUUCUCGCUCAUGGAACAACUUCUCCUGCAGGAGGCUGCAGCCGCAGAGUGGAGUUAGGCCCCACCCCCCCACAUUCCAGGCAAGAAAAGGCAGAGCCUUUACACCAGAGCGAUAAAACCUAAACUUUGAACUGACUUGGCGCUGACCGCUCCUUGCUGUGCCUAAACCGGGGAGUGGCAGAACGGGAUGGGAUCGCACCUUCCCACUCUAGCAGUCCCCCCCCUAGCCAGUGCUCAGCUGCUUUUCCCACAUGUGAAAACUCUUGGGAUCCCUUGAAAAGAGUACCCCAUGAGCGCUCUACACAACUUACAGGCAGUAGCAUGACAUUUUCAGGUGGGGCAAGACUGUUACUCGGACCUGCCUGUGGUCCCUCUUUCCUAUGCAAAGUCACACUGUGCGCAACCCCAAGAGAGUUGCAGUAAAAGACAGGGAGGGCCUUUCCUCCAGCCCUGUUCUCUUGCAAAGCUUCCCUUCUUCCAAGAAGCGUAAAGAAAUGGUGCUUUUUUUUGUUUUUUUGAGGUUGCUGCUAUUUUGGUGGCCCCAUCAGCUCCCCAGUAGUGAUUCUGGCCAUCUUAGCCUCCCAAGUGGGCACAGGAGAUGGAAGAGGGGAGCACUUGGAACUGUUACCUUCCAGGGCUGCCUUCCCCGAAAAGGGCUUCAGGAAAAAAUUCAGUAGAGCUUCCUGCCCCAGCUCUUGCUGCCCCCACUAGCCUGCAUAAGUGAGGGAAAUGGGUUUGCUGUUUAGAUGGGGAAACUGAGGAAGCUUACCUCCUCCCCUUCCGCCGAGCUGCAACACACGUCGUCUUCCUUGUCGUCUUUGUGCAUGUACAAGUGACAACACACACAGUGAGCAAUAAGCGUUCUGUGCAGUGACUUGUUCUCAGCCUUGCAAAUCCCUCCCAGUCGUCCAGCCCAAAGAGGGUCUGUUUGUUUGGUUUCAUCUUGUAAAAGGCUCAUCCCUUGGUGAAUCUGUAGCCACCAGUGACCAUGAGCAAAAGCCACUUGGCCUGGGCACUGCUGGCUGCUCGGAGUUAGGUGGGAUCACCUGCUUUUCUCCCCUCUCAUCAGGCCUUUUGCUUAAGCAAGGGCCAUGGUGAGAAAUGGGAAAGAGGGAAUCUAAUAUCCAAUUCCCACCCCUUUCCCCGGCACCCUGGAGGAUCCCUGCAGGUCGCUGGUACUGCCAGAACGCUAUGCUUCCUUCCUUAGGGGUGCUGAGUCGAGUGACCAGAGGCAGCAGGGCUUGGGGUCAUGGAAACACACGGGAAGAACACACACAGACACACGCCCACUCCUGGUCAAAAGCCACUCCUCUGCACUUAGUUUUAUGUAGCAUCAGCCAUGUUUGGCCUAUAUGGACAUUUUUGUAAAUUAAACUCCGUUUCCAGACAGCAUUAAACUUUUUAUAUUACGACGUUUACCCUGUAAAAAGAAUUUCAUAUUUUUAUUGCAAUCGUGAAGGCAUUUGGCCUCCUCCUUUGUGACUUCUGUGUCUAUUAAAGCAUGACAUCUCUCUGUU
This is a messenger RNA of Eublepharis macularius, 10091 nucleotides long. RefSeq names its product tetratricopeptide repeat domain 28 (gene TTC28). Gene Ontology annotation, molecular function: protein binding. The transcript has 22 exons. The record is from RefSeq and is a predicted model, not a curated record. The coding region runs from base 67 to 7458 and encodes 2463 amino acids. NCBI's taxonomy places the organism in Eukaryota, Metazoa, Chordata, Lepidosauria, Squamata, Eublepharidae.